AUGUCCGAGUCCCUGGAGACAAUCGCCGCCCAUGGAGCCGCCGUUUACGCAAUGAUGCUGGCAGGCUUUACCCUCCUGAUUUAUGAUCACAUCCUGACUCUCAGUGACGAGGUGAAUUAUAUUUGGAACUCGCGGAAAGGGCUUGUGUCGAUCAUCUUCCUUCUGAAUCGCUACAUUGUUCCCCUCGUGCUGGCCGUCGACAUAUAUGCCAUUGUUGCAUGGAGGCUCUAUGCUCUCCAUGGAGGGACUACAUGGAUACGAAGAACUCUGUGGAUCUCAGGAUUGCUCUACGUUGUCAGUUCAACAGGGAUUAUCACCGCGUCUUUGAUUCCCGUUAUUUUGGAUCUGCAGCCGUACUAUCAUCAAUGCGUCAGCUCGAUCCCUUCUUAUUUGUGGACUGCUUGGUUACCAAGCGUCAUCUUCGAAACGCUCCUUUUCGGACUUACAAUCGUAGCCAUGAUACGUCAAGACAAACGUCGAUCUUUCACCACCUUAUCCCUUCUGCUCUAUCGCGAUGGCAUGUUGUACUUUGUCGCUGUCACCGUCUGCUCUUCAUUCUCACUUCUCGUAUGGGCUCUCGCACCAUCUUCUCUCAUCGGUCUCGCACGAUACUUUGCUCUAGCAAUGGUCAACAUCGCAGGGUCGCGGCUCGUCUUGAAUCUCAAAGGGUACUCUGCAUCGCGCAAUUCUCUCGCCUUCUGCUCCUCGCCGUACCAGUAUUCACAUUACUCGUCCGACGUUGUUCUUACGCCCCAGCGAGCCCAACACGAGGAGCCCACAGUUGAUUUGCGCGACGAUGACGUCGACCUAGAGAUGUACUCGAUGGAGCGAGAUUGUCAGCAGCUAGGCACAAAGUUGCUGCAUCAGCUAUAG
Molecule: messenger RNA, 873 nt
Organism: Fibroporia radiculosa
Lineage: Eukaryota; Fungi; Basidiomycota; Agaricomycetes; Polyporales; Fibroporiaceae
Exons: 15
Coding region: 1-873 (290 amino acids)
Source: RefSeq, a predicted model, not a curated record